AUGUCGGAACCACGUCUGCCCAUCUCAGGAAUCUGGUCUGUCCCAAUAACAGCCUACCACCUGUUCCUCUCCGGGCGAGUAGGGUGGCAACGAAAGCAGCACCAAGUGAUCAUGGGCGAUCGCCUGCCCGACUCCAACUCCGACAACCUCGUCUCCGACCCCCUGCACACCGCGAUCCGCGCCCAUGCCAACUUCCUCGAGAACAUGCCGCUCGCCAUGAUCCUUGCCGUCAUUGCGGAAUUGAAUGGGAUGCCGCGGCGGUAUCUGCACUGGGCUCUUGCUAGCUUCUUCGCAGUACGUGUCGUACAUGUGGAGCUGGGGCUUAUGCGACGCGGGACACAGGGCCUGGGCAGGUUCGUUGGGUACUGGGGAACUAAUGCGUGGUUCAUAGGGAUGGCGUCCUGGAUGGGCUAUUGCGGUAGAGGGUACUGGGGUUGGAAGUGA
Messenger RNA from Coniosporium apollinis CBS 100218, 444 nucleotides. RefSeq lists its product as uncharacterized. The record is from RefSeq and is a predicted model, not a curated record. The coding region runs from base 1 to 444 and encodes 147 amino acids. Gene Ontology annotation, cellular component: membrane. NCBI's taxonomy places the organism in Eukaryota, Fungi, Ascomycota, Dothideomycetes. The transcript has a single exon.